Cydia pomonella (codling moth) is the source of this 1612-nucleotide messenger RNA. RefSeq names its product tRNA selenocysteine 1-associated protein 1 (gene Secp43). Lineage: Eukaryota; Metazoa; Arthropoda; Insecta; Lepidoptera; Tortricidae. Gene Ontology annotation, molecular function: RNA binding. The coding region runs from base 165 to 1079 and encodes 304 amino acids. The transcript has 6 exons. The record is from RefSeq and is a predicted model, not a curated record.
UCGAAUCAUUCGAUAUUUAUGGUUAUGACAAUAAACCGUGUGUUGUGUGUUUGCGUUUAUUACAUUAUUUAGAUAAUUGUAUUAAAUUUAAACGCUUACGCUUUAAUCUGUGUGUUCGUAUUUUUGUGUUCUGUAAUUAUUUAUUUUUUUGUAAAAUACCAGUCAUGUCUAUGCAGUGUCAGCUAUGGAUGGGCAGUUUGGAGCCGAAUAUGACAGAGAGCUUCAUUGUAGCAGCUUUUCACCGCAUGGGCCAGCGCCCGCUAACAGUAAAGGUGAUGAGGAACAAGUUUACAGGAGAGCCUGCUGGUUAUGCAUUUGUGCACUUUCAGACUGAUGAGGAGGCUAUAGACGCAAUGCACAAACUGAAUGGCAAACCCAUCCCUGGAACAUUCCCAGUGGUCCGAUUCAGGCUCAACACAGCAUCGCGCGAGGCCCGGGCUAACAUGCAAUCAGAGAGAGAAUUCUCUGUGUGGGUUGGGGAUUUAAGUUCCGAUGUUGAUGACUACUCACUUUACAGGAUUUUUGCUUCAAAGUACUCUUCAAUCAAAACUGCAAAAGUAAUACUGGACAGUUCAGGCUACACAAAAGGCUACGGUUUCGUAAGAUUCGGAAGUGAGGAAGAACAACGUAACGCCUUAUACGCCAUGAAUGGAUACACUGGUCUUGGAACAAAGCCUUUGAAAAUCUGCACCGCAGUGCCCAAGCCCAAGGGGGCUCCUACUGGACAGAACCAAUCUGCCCCCAAUGCUGCAAACGCCGCCUACAACAGCGGGACGGAGUACAACCAAUAUUAUGAUCCGUCCGCCUAUUGGCAAAAUUACUCAGCGUGGUCUGGAUACUAUGGGCAGGGCGACCAGAGCGCCGCGGUGGCGCCGGCGGCGCCGGUCGCCGACGCGUCCGCCACCGCGGCCGCGGCGCAGGCGGCCAAGACGCAGGCUGACGAUUUGCAACUUGUUGAGCACAAGAAGACCAUAGACAUAGACGAGCUAAACCAAGAGUUCCUGCAACCCGAGCUGUCGCUGUGGGACGGCCUGGAGUCCUCGCAGUGGUUCCCCAACGAAAUCGUCGAGGCGCACUGAUUCUAGUCUGAGGGCCUGUUUUAUGUAAACUAAUAUUCUGAUAAUGGUAGCAAGUUUUAAUGGGAUAAUAAUAAAAUAACGAACUUUAUUUUGAAGACAACUGUGAAGAGAAGUGUAUUUGUAUACACAGUUGGAAGUUGAGCAGAUCGUGAAGCGGUUUGAUAAUUCGACCAGAUGGCGCUGUGCGGCACCAUAAUACGGCUUGUCACUGAUUGACGGUAAAUAAGUUAUAGACACAAUACAAUUAUAUAGAGUUGAAACACGCUUGCGCCUGUGAGAACAUGCGCAAUGAGACGAAAUUAAUUUAUUGGGAAUAAUUUGUUGGGAAUGUGGGAAAUCAAUAUAUUAUCAGACUAAUAUUUUAUAUGGAACAGGUGUCAGGGGCAGACAGUUUUGGUCAACAUAGGACAUAUUGAUCGCUUUUUACCCAUCAACUGAUCUAGGCUUAUGGGCCUAAACGUAUCUGCCACUGCUAGUUUAAGCGACAUGUUAAGGCUGUAACUAUUAAAUUAAUAAAUAAUGUAUAAGUUAAA